Molecule: messenger RNA, 1954 nt
Organism: Suillus paluster
Lineage: Eukaryota; Fungi; Basidiomycota; Agaricomycetes; Boletales; Suillaceae
Exons: 9
Coding region: 156-1508 (450 amino acids)
Biological process (GO): regulation of DNA-templated transcription
Cellular component (GO): nucleus
Molecular function (GO): DNA-binding transcription factor activity, RNA polymerase II-specific; RNA polymerase II transcription regulatory region sequence-specific DNA binding; zinc ion binding
Source: RefSeq, a predicted model, not a curated record
AUGUUAUGCACUUCCAAAAUCGUGUGAUCAGACUCAGAAUCCUAGAAAUUCCAUCUGCGAGUCAACAAAUACAGUAUUCCUUGACUUUCAUUUGAUCACCUUUCCUUGGUUCAUCUACCUUCGAUUUAUACGUCGCUCGCAAUCGAAGCGACGCCAUGACAAACUAUGCUGCUACCCAUCCAUAUGCCAGCACAACAGUGGAUCCUACUGGUCACCACGAGCCAGACGCGGCCCAGACACAAGAGGCCGACGAUGCGAGGAAGAGAAAGACUACGAAACGAAGAAAGGUCAACCACGCCUGCCUCUACUGUCGACGUAGUCAUAUGACUUGCGAUGAAGGCAGACCCUGCCAGCGCUGUAUCAAGCGCGAAAUUGGACAUCUCUGCCAUGAUGAGCAGCGACCAGCCAAGACUGGUGGGAAGCAGAGUUCUGAUGCUGUUCCGACUGCUUCGUCAAACGGCGUUGAUCCUUCAAGGUCGAUAGCUCAGCCGAUAUAUAGUUCAACAAUGCCUCCUCCAGCAACUACAGCAUGGCCAAUGAGUGUUCCUUCAGGCGCGUUCCUGUAUCAGCCCGAAACUUUAGGCAACGAAUUUGCAGUCCUCACUGACUUCUUGGAAACCUUAGACGAGGGGUCUUUCUUCACUACAUCUCCAGCAGUAACCCCCUCCCUCAUGACUACUCCCGCAUUCUCUCAAGCCCCCAAUGGCGGCGGUCCCUACCUCUCAAGUCCUGCCCCUGAAAUGACAUCCAAUUCUCAGGCACAUCCCCCUCAGGCACCCGCUGAAGAGCCUGCUCCCCCUCUUCUGCCGUCUGCCACCAAGACAGAGAAGUUUUUGUUGACUGCUGCAGAUCAGGAGUCAGGUACACGUGAUGAGCGACUGAACCGCGUUAUUCGGAGCAAAUACGAGGCGGGUCUGCUCAAACCGUAUGAUUAUGUCAAGGGCUAUGCACGAUUAUCAAGGUGGAUGGACCGCAAUGUUUCUCGGCAAUCGAAGCAGCAAAUUCUGCAACCUUUGUCUGUUCUACGACCCAAGUUCCGAGCCGUUGCGCAAUCCCUACGCGAUAUCGACCUCGUAUUCAUAGAAGAGGCCUUCGAGCGAUUACUCCUUGACUACGAUCGUGUUUUUUCAGCUAUGGGUGUCCCAGCGUGUCUUUGGCGCCGAACGGGCGAGAUCUAUAAGGGGAACCGCGAGUUUUCAGAACUCGUAGGAGUCGACGGAUACAUGAUGCGAGACGGCCGCCUCUGUAUCUACGAGCUUAUGGCAGAAGAGUCGGCAGUCAAUUACUGGGAGAAAUACGGCCAUGUUGCCUUUGACUCUUCUCAGAAGGCCGUGCUCACUUCUUGCGUGCUACGUUUCAAACCCCUUAUCAAUAUGCAGUCGCAAACGCCGAAAAAGGAGGAUGUCCCCAAUGAGGAGGGUUUCGUAAACUGCUGUUUCUCAUUCACAAUCAGGCGGGAUAAGUGGGGUAUCCCGAGUAUGAUCGUUGGAAACUUCAUCAAGUGCUGACGGGGAUGCUGGAUGUUGUAGUUGUUGUAUAGAGAAGUAACGAGCUUAUCUUGUAAGUUAUGGUAAAUAACGAGUUUCAGUCAUAGGGUUACUGGCGCGCUGACCAAAAAUCAUGACUCUCCGUCGGAAGGGUCAGGACAUGACCAUGUUGUGUAUCGCAAUAUCUAUCAGCGUCAAACGUCACCUUGAACUUUUCUUGAGAGGUGUGAUUGCAUGAGUGGUGUCAGCGGGUAGCAGCACCGGGCGGUAGCGGCAGCUAGUGCACGUCGUUCACGAGAGGCAGUUUAGGUCCCGGAAAGAAGCAAGGCACCAUCUGAUCGAUGUAGAUUCGGGGUAUUGUUCGCCACGGUACAACCAACAACCUCUUUCGACUGGGUCGACGGCUUGCAACGGCGUUUGUAAUUGCCGCACUGGCAGAUUCCGACUUUUCAUUGUACGGCACUUUC